Pestalotiopsis fici W106-1 is the source of this 1293-nucleotide messenger RNA. RefSeq lists its product as uncharacterized. Gene Ontology annotation, biological process: triglyceride catabolic process. Bases 1 to 1293 code for a protein of 430 amino acids. The record is from RefSeq and is a predicted model, not a curated record. The transcript has 3 exons. Gene Ontology annotation, molecular function: triacylglycerol lipase activity. NCBI's taxonomy places the organism in Eukaryota, Fungi, Ascomycota, Sordariomycetes, Amphisphaeriales, Sporocadaceae.
AUGCACGCCGUGCUUGGCAUUUUAACUUUAAUUCUAGGUUGGCGCUCCGAGGCCUCUAUAAUCAGAAAUCCAUGGGGACCUGGUUCCCAUUCAGAUAGCUACCAGCAUGUAUUAGACCAACAGCAUUCCCUGGAAGUACCCAAAUGGUCCACUCCUGCAGCCGCACUAUCAAAGACACAUCAUCAUCAUCGCCCCCGCGCUGGCUUUGUGGCCCUGGGCGACUCUUAUAGCGCUGGCAUUGGCACUGGCGUCGACGGGGCCGAAGACGAAUGCCGGCGAGGGCUGCAUGCCUAUCCGGCGCUCAUUGCCAAAGAUCUCUCAGCCAGUCAAGGCGGGCUCAACAACACAUCAUUUCAGUUCUUGUCAUGCACGGGUGCGACGACAAAUGAGCUGCUGCUGGCCAGCCCAGAGAGUCAAAUCAAUAAUCUAAAUGGCUCGCUACCCGUCGACUUUGCGCUCAUGUCGGUGGGAGGAAACGACCUGGGAUUUUUUGAAGUCAUGAAUGCGUGUAUAUUUCGUUUCUACAACUUCUACUCGGGCACCUGCGAGUCAGCGCUAGAGCACGCCCAGGAAAGAUUGAAUGGGACCGAGUUUGAGGAGCGACUGCGCAUAGCCAUAUUGGAAUUACUAAACAGGGUAAAGUGGGAAAAGAAACCUUGGUUCUUCAUUACCGUAACCGGCUACGCGCGCUUCUUCAACGACCAGACCCCCGAAUGCGACGAAAUGAGUCUCGGGGUGUGGUGGCGUGGGCCGAAGCUGCAGCGGGAGCUCAGAGUCAGAAUGAACAUCAUGGUCCAGGCAGUAAACGAAAAGAUCAAGGCAACAGUCGCCAAGAUCAACUCGCAGUUCGCCGGGAUCAAGGUCUUGUUUGUCGACUACGACAGCGAGUUUGAAGGCCACCGCUUCUGCGAGCCCGGCGUCGUGGAGCCCGACUAUCAGAGAAAUGACACAUACUUCUUCCUCGUUGGCGGGCCCGACAAUGCGAGGAACGACACAUCUCUAUCACAAAAGGCGCAGCCUGAUGUUCUUCCGCUCCAUUCAGAUUUGGUGGAUCCGCGUACAUGUCUCGAGCCGGCCACUCGCUCUGGAGACUGGGGGUUGCUGGCCCUUUGCUACAUGGCCAUGUCAAAAGCAGAGGACUCGACGCUGAGACAUGCCCAUACAGAAGUCGUUGCUGAGAACUCAAUGUGGUAUGUUCCGACGUAUUACGGGAAAACAUUCCAUCCCCGGACCCUCGGACACGAGAUAAUCAGGGACAAAAUUUACAAUCUAUGGCAUGAACUGGGCUUGUGA